Theobroma cacao (cacao) is the source of this 1024-nucleotide messenger RNA. The record is from RefSeq and is a predicted model, not a curated record. Lineage: Eukaryota; Viridiplantae; Streptophyta; Magnoliopsida; Malvales; Malvaceae.
AGCCUCGUGCUCCGAUUGCAACAAUACUCUGUUUAUAACAUCAUCAUUUUGGAAAUUUUCAAUUGUUUAUAUAAUCGUAUGGUUAAGAUUUAAGAACAAUCUCUUGUAUUCUAUCUCUUCCCUGCCUUCUUCUUCUAGUCAUGAAGAUAUACAGAUUGAGGAGAAUAGGCAACUAAGGGCCGAGUCAAAACCAUUAAAAGUUUUAUCCUGAAGUAAGGGAUGACUGUAUGCAGCCAAAAUUUAGGCAGACGGGGUUGGUCCAAUGACUAUGUAUUGUUGGGGAACAAGGCGUCCCAAAAUUGGAAUUUUCUGAGAUCAGGCUUCUCCUUCACAGUGGCCAUCCUCAUGUCCCCAUAAAAGCAAAAUCGAAGAAAUACCCAGCAUGCAAAUGAAGUACCAACCCAGAAAGCAGAAUAAUCACUCUUCUCCCGUCUGUAGAGGGCGAGAAAACCAGAGUUGGGGAAAUCACUACGUUAAGUACGAAACAAGCCUUUCCACAUCCAGAAAAACAGAGAAAACAUUGAACGUUAGCAAUGGAGAAAGCUUCAUUCAAGUUCGGUUUCUUGGUCGUCCUGCUGCUCAUUUCAUCCUUUGGGCUGCUGUCCUCCUGCAGGGAGGUAGGGUAUGCGACUGUCUCCCAUGCUGUUUACCUUGCCCUUGCAAUACAGAUGACUCAACUGCGGCUGCCACCGGCGUCGUUCGUGAAGGUAGUACGUGUUCCACCCAUGGCGACUGCGCCGGUAUAUCUUGUAAAUCGGGCUUUGGCUUUUGUGCUGAUAGCAUUUGCACAUGUUCCAUCGGCAAUACCCGGUACUGAUAAUAAUUCUAAGAAAGAAAGGCGACGCUAAAAACAUAAUGCGGCGAUCUUCGUCGCGAGAGAUGACUUUUGGAGUGAGAGGCCGUCGUCGGUGUUGGAAUAAUAGCGUCGUUGUCGUUGCUCUUCUGUUCUGUUAUGGCUUUUCGGCCUUAUGAUGCUUUCUUUGUAUGUAUCCGAAAUUAAAGAAUAAAAAUCUUUUCCUCACGC